CUGGUGAAGUACAAGCAGCUCUUCUCUCGAUUUCAAGGUCAUUUAAUUUUUCGCAAGUGGAAUAAAGCGGACCUGACGCACAAGUACAUUAUAAAGUAUUUCAGGACAACCCGAUCGCAGAGCCACUUUGUUGUUGAUAUCUCAGCUGCAGAAGUGGAAGGUUUCCUUCGAUUGGAUCUGCAGUUCGUGGAGCCAAAGGUAUUCGCGGUUGAUAAAGGAGCCAAUUUUUCAGCUCUUUCGCUAAUGCCCAACAUAUCGUUAAACUACGCUAUCGCGGGAAACAUGGACGAGAUUCCAGGUGCGGAAGAAGAAAGCGUUAAAUCUGACUCAAGAAAAAGCUUGACAUAUUACCUUUUGAUCCAAGACACCCUAUACAUUCUUGCCUACGGAAUCUCCAAGCUGCUUGAAGUGAAUGGAAGAAUCGAAGCCCCAUCUGGAAUUUCAUGUCGAUCCGGAGAGAUUUGGCCUUACGGGCAUCAGCUCAUUUCCUUAAUGAAAUCGGUCAAAGAAAAUGAGGUGACUGGGUUCACGGGAGGCAUUGAGUUUGGACAAGACGGAAAUCGAAAAAAUGUCAACAUCUCCAUUUUGGAAUUAAACAAAGAUGGUUAUGUCGAGUACGGCUAUUGGAACGCCAAAGAGAAGUUGGUGGUGACAAAGGAGUUUUCUGAAACGAAGGAGGAAAUUCAAAAGGAAAUAAAAGGCAAAACUCUGCGCGUAGCGACCAUAGAGCUGAAUACUCCCACAGGUUCAAGCCAUGGUGGACUAAUUUCAUAG
Molecule: messenger RNA, 774 nt
Organism: Rodentolepis nana
Lineage: Eukaryota; Metazoa; Platyhelminthes; Cestoda; Cyclophyllidea; Hymenolepididae
Source: the annotation of a GenBank genome assembly